AUGGAUACCCCAUUAGGGCGAUUACGAGAAAUGUUCGCAGGGCGCGAUGCUGAGAGCAUAGCACGAGCCUUACUACGAGCACAAGGAGACGUCGAGGCAGCUACCGAUAUGAUUCUUGCUGAAAUGGACGAAGAGGAAUCAGUGCGAUUACUCGAGCAACAGCAACAGGAAGUAGAACAACGACAACGACAACGACGACAGCAGCAACACCAUGACCGGAUUCCCGCUCCCCUUGUCCUCAAACCGGGUGCUCAAGCGGCGAACCCCCCUAUAUUACAUCAUGAUGAUGAUGUAGUAUACAACGAUUGGGUCGACGAUGACGAUACUGAUGGAGAAGAUGUGCCUGAUAUGCCCAUUGAGCAGCACCGCCGUCACCAGCCCCAACUACAACAUCAACCUGAGGAGAAUCCUCUGCCACUCAACCAUCAAGUCGAUGAGUAUCUAGCUGGUGUGCUCACAAUAUUUCCCGACGCAUGCCCGGAACAUAUACAUAAGCUCUAUAAAGAGAACGUCGCUUUACAGGGCCCAAGAAUUACGGAUUUUAUAGCAAAUAAGUUAGCCGAAGACGGAUAUCCGCGUAUUGAGCAGGAGCCAAAGCCGGGGCUUAAAAGGAAACGCUCAGUAGCAGAGGAGGAGAUUGAGAAAAACUACGAAGCUGAAGAUAGAGAGAGAGAGACAAACGAGUACUCAGAUUUGGUUAGGCUACUAUUAAGGCAGGAGUUUCCCACGAUGCCAGUUGCGUAUAUCAAUAAAAUCGUCACCCAGAAGCGUAAUUUUUUGGCGGCGGCUUAUGCGGCGUUGUUGGAAACUGAGCGCACAUACGAUUCAACCAAUCCAAAACCUUAUAAGAAGUUGAACCAGCCUAGAAAAGUGGAUAACUUGGAUGGGCGGGAGAAGAUGGGGAAAAUGUGGACAAAGGUCACGGAUGAGUUAGAGUGGUCGAGGGACAAAGCUAGACAAGCGAAGCUAAAGAAGCAGACGGAGAACGACGCGAAAAUUGCUGCCGAGAUGAAUGAGAAAGAAUAUGAAGCAAAUAAUAUGCUCAUGGAGUGUGCCUGUUGCUUUGGGGAUUACCCUUUUGACAGAAUGACGCACUGCAAUGAAUUGCACUUCUUCUGUCUGGACUGCGCCAGAAAAAAUGCCGAGAACGAGAUUGGGAAUGGGCGAUAUAAGCUAUUGUGUAUGGACGGUUCCGGUUGUAAGACUGAGUUUUCGAGGUCGGAGAUAUUACGGUUCCUCGACGAGAAGACUUUAGAGGCGUUGGCUAAGAUUGAGCAAGAAGACGCAUUGAGGAUUGCUGAGAUUGAUGGAUUUGUUUCCUGUCCAUUUUGCGAUUGGGGAGCAAUUUGUGCGCCAGCGGAGGUUGAUAGGGUGUUCACGUGUCAGAAAGAAGGAUGCGAGAAGAGCAGCUGUAGAUUUUGCAAGCAAAUCUCCCACAUACCGAAAACGUGUGAGGAGUUCGCAAAGGAAAAUAAGCUUUCUGUCAGACACACCGUUGAAGAGGCAAUGACCGAGGCGAUGGUCAGAAAGUGCAACAAAUGCUCUUAUCCAUACAUCAAAGAGUACGGAUGCAACAAAAUCCAUUGCAACCGCUGCAACACCUUACAGUGCUACAUCUGCUCUGAGACCAUCAAAAACUAUGAUCACUUCAACGAUCCGGCUCGUGGUGGAAAGCCUGGCAACUGUCCUCUUUUUGACAAUACCGACCAGCGUCACGAGCAAGAAGUCCAGGCAGCCGCCAAAAAAGCGGUCGAAAAGCUCAAAGAAACCGAUCCUGAUCUCAAUGAAGAAGAUCUCCAGAUAGAAGUAUCGGAUUCCGUAAAGAAGGCUGAACAAGCUCGGGUUGCCCAGUUUCAGGCCGCAAACCCUGGUGUUGCAUACCGGCAACCUGCGCAGCCUGCACGACCUGCACAAGCAGCCGGCCUUGCUGCCUACGUUCCAGAUGUAGCUCAUCGCCGAGGCCCACUGGCUCAAAGGAUCCGAGAACAUAUGCGUAACGGACUUGGUGUAGCGGCACACCAGGCUCAACAGGUACUUUUGGCCCAGCAACAGGUGUUACAAGCCCAGCAGCAGCAGCAGCAGCAGCAAGCCCAGCAGCAAGCCCAGCAGCAAGCCCAGCAGCAACAGGCACUACAAGUCCAGCAGCAACAGGCACUACAAGUCCAGCAGCAACAAGCAUUACAAGCCCAACAGGGGCCUCAAGCUCAGCAAUUACUACUACAGCGAGCCCAGCAUGCCCAACUAGCGGCACGUGCUGCGGCCGGGGCUAUUCCACCUGCGAACCAGAAUCCCGUGGCUUAUUACGACCCUCACAUCUACGGCCAGGCACAGCCGCAAGCGCAAUAUCGCGGGUUUCCGAAACCAGAUCUUCUACAACAGCAACAAGUGCAGCAACAAGCGCAGGAACGAGCGCAGCAAUUAGAAGCACAACAACAACAAGCCCAAUACCGCAGUGUACUUCAUCGACGGCCUCAGGCCCCGAAUCCGGCCGCGGCGGCGGCCAUAAUAGGGAUGGGUGGAAGGUUGAAUCGGGCUGAUCAAUAUAUGCAAUAUGCGAUUAAUGCACCACAGGCAGUAAAUGGACAGGCAGUUAAUGGGCGGGGUGCACGGCCGCCGAGGAGAUGA
This is a messenger RNA of Morchella importuna, 2625 nucleotides long. RefSeq lists its product as uncharacterized. Gene Ontology annotation, molecular function: ubiquitin binding. The coding region runs from base 1 to 2625 and encodes 874 amino acids. The record is from RefSeq and is a predicted model, not a curated record. NCBI's taxonomy places the organism in Eukaryota, Fungi, Ascomycota, Pezizomycetes, Pezizales, Morchellaceae. The transcript is spliced from 7 exons.